AUGGCCCUGUGGGUGUGGCGUGAAAGGAGCUUGCUCAUGCUGCAUGGAGAUGCGCGUUUACUCCAAUCCAAUACAAUUUCACUCUCAACUCUUACGCUACCUACCUCCCAAUUUCUUCUUCUUCUUCUUCAUCAUCCAUUCUCACACACACAUAUAUAUAGGUAUGUAUGUAUAUAUAUCCCCCCAACCUCCCCACAUCCCAUGCCCUACUCCUAUUGUUAUUUUCAAACACUACAAACAACACCUACUCCUAUACUCAAUACUUUCUCUCUCUCUCUCUCUCUCUGUCUGUCUGUCCUCUGUGUGUGUGUGUGUGUGUCUACAAAUAGAGAGAUCAUCUCGUAGAAGCGACGUCCGCUGAAAUAUAUAUAUAUAUAUAUAUAUAUAUAUAUUCAGGUGGUAAGACAUCGUACGUAGGUGGUGCCUCUGCUUGUUGGGUUUCCCUGUGGACAAACUGCACCUUCUUUAAUUUUCCAGCUAGUACCUAAGUAUUGCCGAAAUCAUCUGCGAAAUGUUAAGAUUACUCAGAAGCUGCAGAUCAGAGUCAAAAAGGAGGACUAGUAAUGCGGUACUACUGUUGGCGCAAAUUAGACAACGUCGACCACUUUCUUCAGCAACAACGGACAAUAGUGCUACAACAGCAUCAGCAGCAGCCAGACGUCUUGAAGGGAAGGUUGCCCUCAUAACUGGUGGUGCAAGCGGUCUUGGGAAGGCUACAGCACAAGAGUUUAUCCAACAUGGAGCUCGAGUUGUCAUUGCCGAUAUCAAUACCCAUUUGGGUCCACAAGUCUCCCAUCAAUUGGGACCUCUAGCCCACUUUGUGGCAUGUGAUGUUGGCAGUGAGGCCCAGAUCGCUGAAGCUGUUAACCUCACCCUGGCCCGCCACGGCAAGCUCGACAUUAUGUGCAACAACGCUGGAAUCGCAGGUUCUCCUUUUCCACCCAGCAUCAUUGAUCUUGACCUCAAUGAAUUCGACCGCGUCAUGCGGAUAAAUGUCCGGGCCACCAUUGCGGGUAUCAAACAUGCGGCCCGGGCCAUGAUCCCGGCGGCCUCAGGCUCCAUAUUGUGCACCGCCAGUAUUAGCGGGCUUAUGGGUGGGCUUGGACCGCAUCCAUACACGGUCUCCAAAUUUGCAAUACCUGGGAUAGUGAAGUCGGUGGCGAGUGAGUUGUGCAAACAUGGGGUUCGAAUAAAUUGCAUCUCGCCAUCACCCAUUCCCACACCACUAGUGGUGGACCAAUUUGCUCGAAUAAUGGGGGGCGGCUGCAGUAGGGAGCAGAUUGUUGGGAUAAUAAAGGGGUUGGGGGAGCUAAAGGGUGCGAUUUGUGAAGAAGUGGAUGUGGCCAGGGCAGCCUUGUAUUUGGCUUCCGAUGAUGCUAAAUACGUAACAGGCCAUAAUCUUGUUGUGGACGGAGGCUUUACUGCCUUCAAAACUCUUCAAUUCCCUACCACCCAUGCAUGAACAUAUAUAUAUCUAUAUAUAAUUAAGUUUUAAUUU
Messenger RNA from Sesamum indicum (sesame), 1498 nucleotides. Its product is annotated as zerumbone synthase. NCBI's taxonomy places the organism in Eukaryota, Viridiplantae, Streptophyta, Magnoliopsida, Lamiales, Pedaliaceae. The record is from RefSeq and is a predicted model, not a curated record.